AAUCGUAAGGGGAAUUUAAAGAGUACUACCAAUCGUUUUAACCGGUUACGCGGACGACCACGGUAAAUUUACUUUCGAUUCAACAGUCGAAAUGAAGAUGGCUGCGGAGGUGAGGUGGCUUUUAAUUUUUCACGUAUUUUGUCUAAUUUGUACGGUCUUUGGUGAAUUACCCCAACGGAAAUUCGAAUAUAAGUACUCGUUUAAGCCACCGUAUCUUGCGCAAAAAGAUGGAAGUGUGCCUUUUUGGGAAUACGGAGGAAAUGCUAUUGCUAGUGCAGAAAAUGUAAGAGUGGCUCCAUCCUUAAAAAGUCAAAAAGGUGCUAUCUGGGUCAAGCAACCUGUAACUUUUGACUGGUGGGAGGUUGAACUGAUAUUUAGAGUAACAGGGAGAGGAAGGAUUGGAGCAGAUGGUUUAGCAUUCUGGUACACCAGUUCAAAGGGUGCUUACAAUGGUACAAUUUUUGGUAGCUCUGACCAAUGGAAUGGUCUUGGAAUCUUUUUUGAUUCCUUUGACAAUGACAAUAAACACAACAACCCCUAUAUCAUGGCAGUACUUAAUGAUGGCACAAGAACUUUUGAUCAUAUCAAUGAUGGUACAACACAGCUAUCUGCAGGCUGUUUGCGUGACUUCCGUAAUAAACCAUUUGCUACAAGAGCAAAAAUUGAAUAUUAUCAGAACACUUUAACUGUGUUGUUCCACAAUGGUAUGACAAAUAAUGAGCAAGAUUAUGAGAUGUGUUUCCGUGUUGAAAAUGUUGUCCUACCAAAAGGAGGAUAUUUCGGAGUUUCUGCCGCUACUGGUGGAUUGGCUGAUGAUCAUGAUGUUUCACAUUUCUUAACACAUUCUCUGUAUCUUCCUGGACAGUUAAGACCAGAUGGUCAGAAGGUAUCUUUGGAAGAACAACAAAAACUUAGUCAAGAAUACUUAGAUUACCAGAAGAAAUUAGAACAGCAGAAAGAGGAGUACCGCAGAGAUCAUCCGGAUGAACAUCGCGAAAAAGAAGAAUUCGAAGAAUAUUUUGAAACUGACAAUCAAAGAGAGUUGCGACAAAUUUUUGCCGGUCAAAGCCAAAUGUUUGAAGCGUUACGCGAGCUUCAUAGAAAACUAGAUGAAAUACUCGGCAGACAAGAACGAUCCCUAAGUUUAAUAUCUCAACUUCAAUUGGGAGGCGUUCCGGUAGGUGGUGGUCAACCGGGUCAACAGGUUCAAUUGAUCGACACGAUACGUCGACAAGAAGUCGAUACUGUGUUAAACAAUCAAAAUCUUAUAAUAAAUACAGCAAAAGAGAUUAAAUCCUUUGUAAAUGAAGUAUACUCAAAGGCUGAUACCAUUCUUAAUAAUCAAGCUCGAGCUCCAACCGCGCAGGUGCAACCAAUGGGAUACGAUUAUCAUUCAUUAAUUUCCGAAAUGCGAGAUGGACUUAAUACGUUGAAAAGAGACGUAGGACAAGCAAAUGCUAAAUUAAACAGCGGUGGAGGAGACUGUCCUACAACGAAUUGUCUAACCACAACAAUGUUCUUGCUUUUCGUGGCAGUUCAAAUGGUCAUUCUUUUAGGGUAUAGCAUGUAUCGGGACAAUAAAGAGGCCCAGGCAAAGAAAUUAUAUUAAUAUUUUUGUUUCUGAUUCUACAACGCAGAAGUAAGGGGUACAAAAACAAAUAUUUGUUUUUGCAUACUGACUCGAUAUUUUUAUCACUUGUUAAUGGUAUUCGUAAAGUAUGCAUUUUGCUGAACAUUUGUACAAUAAAUACAUUCUUCAUCCAUGAUAAACCUACAUCAUAACGUGACAGAGAGACGACGCUCUCAAAUUGCGAUAAAAGUAACUAUUGAUAAUGCUCAGCUUGGUGUAACUCAGUACUUUUAAUAUUUCUUUGAAAACGUGAUACUUCACAUUGCAAUCCACAGGACAUAGAUGUAUAGAGACGACAGAAAUACAUGCGAAAUUAAACUAAACAGUCUGAUUUUGUAACAGACAUUCAGUAAGUUUCGAAAUGAAACGAUCUUUAUUGUAAUUCGUUUAGAUGGUUGUGUAUAAUAUAUAUAUAGAAUGUUUCGUGCUGCGCGCACAUAUUUUUUUUUUUACUUAGUUUUGUUUAUAAUACCUACUUUUUUUUUAGAUAUUGAUUUUUUUUUAGAUAUUGGUCGACGAAUAUAAAAUGUAUAAAAAAUAUUUGUAUACACUUUUGUGUUGGAUAUUGGCAUAUCAGAUACCGAAAACCGAUAGCAUUUUUUUCCUUGAUAAAUUCCGUAAUUCUUAUCGUUUACAUAAGACGAGAUAAGUAUCGAUCCGGUACUACAUUCCCUUAGGCGAAUGAUCGUAUUUUAAGUACGAAACGCGUUCCAAACGUGGCAGGUAUAUAACAAUAAAUAUAAGAAAUCAUGGAUAUGGCUCUAUCGAAUUUUCAAGUACGAACACUAUGUUUUAUUCUCGUAUGUUGUGCAAACGUGAUGUCGAACAGAUGAUGCUGUACGAUGAGAAUGUUUCGUUAAGUGAAUACGUACUUUACAAGCGUAUACAUACCGUGUAUUAGAUAGCAACGUAGGAAGAAGGAGCUCGAAUAAUCCGGAAGCUCGGCGUUCUUCAACCUUAUUGCAUUUGUAAAAGUUUAUCGAAGAUUAUAAAUGUAUGAUAAAAUAUAUCUGAUAAUAAAACAACUUAUAAAAAACAA
Messenger RNA from Megachile rotundata (alfalfa leafcutting bee), 2669 nucleotides. It is a transcript of the gene ergic53, whose product is annotated as lectin, mannose binding protein ergic53. The record is from RefSeq and is a predicted model, not a curated record. Gene Ontology annotation, molecular function: D-mannose binding. Gene Ontology annotation, biological process: endoplasmic reticulum to Golgi vesicle-mediated transport. Gene Ontology annotation, cellular component: endoplasmic reticulum membrane; COPII-coated ER to Golgi transport vesicle; endoplasmic reticulum-Golgi intermediate compartment. NCBI's taxonomy places the organism in Eukaryota, Metazoa, Arthropoda, Insecta, Hymenoptera, Megachilidae.